Chelonus insularis is the source of this 1779-nucleotide messenger RNA. RefSeq lists its product as uncharacterized. Gene Ontology annotation, molecular function: cis-regulatory region sequence-specific DNA binding; DNA-binding transcription factor activity. Lineage: Eukaryota; Metazoa; Arthropoda; Insecta; Hymenoptera; Braconidae. The record is from RefSeq and is a predicted model, not a curated record. The transcript has 5 exons. Gene Ontology annotation, cellular component: nucleus. The coding region runs from base 1 to 1626 and encodes 541 amino acids. Gene Ontology annotation, biological process: regulation of DNA-templated transcription.
AUGAUCGGACCAUCAUCAAGUACAAAUAAUAUGCCAAAUCGUCAAGAUAAUGAAAUUGCUGUAAGAGCGAAAAGAAGAGUUUUUGAUGAUUUAGACAUUGACAAUUUUUGUGAAGAAAUUUGUCAAAGUCCAAAGAAACAUCACACUAUGGAACGAGAUUCCUUGGAAGUUGCUAUGGCACAAAUAGUUCAUACAUCACAAUUUCCAUUAGUUGCUUCUAUUCAGGAAUCAAACAAUCCUGGCUCAGUUGCUAGAUUAGAAGUUCUCGUGGUUGAUGGUACCUGGGACGUAUCAAAUAUUGAACACAAUGAUUUACCACUUGAUUUACCUUCUACUGACAGUCACGAAUCAGACAUACAAAAUUCACUGAUAGUACGAAAUGUUGAAAAUAUUGAAAAUAAUUAUAACGCUAUUUUAUCUUACUGGGAUCCAACAGAAGAAGCUGAAAAUGAUCAAAAUAUUGUUGAUAAUCAAAAUGUUUCGCCACCUACUGUUAUGACAACAAUAAACAAUAAUCAUAACGAUAACAAUAACAACAAUAAUAUCAACAACAGCAGCCAAGUGGAUGACCAAGAAGAUGGAAAUCUUUCGUGGCUUUUGGAUUUCAAACUCGAUUCAUUAAUUGAAGCUCCUGAAGAAAAAAUCAGUGUGCCAUGUUUCAAAAAUCGUAACAGAUCUUAUGCUUCUUCAGACAAUUCAAAUUUAUACCUCAACAGCGUCAGAGGUAAUGACACUACAGACCUAAAUAAUAGUGAAUCAACUAUAAACCAACGAGAUAAACAAUCAGUUGAAGGAUAUGCAAAUAAUAUUAGAUUCUCAUCAAACUGCAACGGUCUAAAAAAACCUCCAUUCACCUAUACGGAAUUAAUAGAACAUGCUUUGCAAGAACGAGGAGAACUUACAGUUUCAGCAAUUUAUCAGUGGAUAUCGGAACACUUUCCUUAUUACAAAAGCAAUGAUGAUCGUUGGAAGAAUUCUGUAAGACACAAUUUAUCCAUUAACCCUCACUUUCGAAAAGGAUCUAAAGCACCUCAUGGAGCUGGACACUUGUGGGCAAUUGCUAAUAGGAAUGACUCACGACCACGACAAUUAUUAAAUAUCAACUCAGGAAUUUCUGGACAACGUCAAAUAAUAAAAACUUUCUCAGAGAAUAAUUACCCUAGAAAAAAUAUUAAAAACACUCCAGUGAUUGAUGAAGUAGCUGCUGCAACAGCAAGCAUAAGUCAAAUGAAUGAUGAUAAUGAGCUUACAUCAUCGGUAACUCUCGAGCAUUCAGCAGAGCAAAUUUUAAACGGAGUAAAAAAAGAAGUAGAGGUACAAUAUUUGAUGCCAAUUAUGACAGUUCAACAGCAAAAUGAUCGUGAAGCUAAUGAGCACAAUGUGCAACAGAAAAUAACUAUUACUACAAAUAAAGAAACUGAUUUUCUAAAUCCAGUUUCCAAAGAGAUAGUCGCAGAAGAGUGUGGUCUGAUAGGAGAAAAUUAUCUGGUGACAGACAUAAAUUCCUCAACAUUAGGUCUCAAUGUAGUGGAACCCGAAAUAAUUACUCCAGACCACUUAUUUGGUGAAGAAUUAAGUUUUCAAUUUUACGAACUAGCAUCACCAUCUCAACUUCAAUCAGCCUGACAAACAGAGAAAAAUCGAAUUCACGUGAUAUUUAUUGAUGGAACGAAACUUCAAAAUGUUCACAUUGUGAAUAAGGAUAUUAACACUUCGAAGAAUCAAUGUUUAAUUUCUAAUGACAUAAAUGAAGAUGUAGAUAUUGACGAAUCGAUAACG